Messenger RNA from Fulvia fulva, 237 nucleotides. RefSeq lists its product as uncharacterized. The coding region runs from base 1 to 237 and encodes 78 amino acids. Gene Ontology annotation, molecular function: oxidoreductase activity, acting on single donors with incorporation of molecular oxygen, incorporation of two atoms of oxygen. The transcript is spliced from 2 exons. The record is from RefSeq and is a predicted model, not a curated record. NCBI's taxonomy places the organism in Eukaryota, Fungi, Ascomycota, Dothideomycetes, Mycosphaerellales, Mycosphaerellaceae.
AUGGGGGGGGGGCAUUUACUGGCACUGAAAGAAGUCGCGCGGCCCUACCCAGUCGACCCGCUCACACUGGAGACGAGGUGCUACGACCCAUUUGGCCAAGUGAAAGCCAAGACAUUCAGCGCGCAUCCAAAGUAUGACCCUUACAACGAUGAGCUGGUUGUGUUUGGGUACGAAGCUAAAGGCGGUCUCUGGACCAUCCUCCCCAGGCCUUUCACAUCGUCCUUUUUGGCUUCCUAG